Cygnus olor (mute swan) is the source of this 6550-nucleotide messenger RNA. Its product is annotated as soluble scavenger receptor cysteine-rich domain-containing protein SSC5D-like. The record is from RefSeq and is a predicted model, not a curated record. Gene Ontology annotation, cellular component: membrane. Bases 96 to 6512 code for a protein of 2138 amino acids. NCBI's taxonomy places the organism in Eukaryota, Metazoa, Chordata, Aves, Anseriformes, Anatidae. The transcript is spliced from 11 exons.
ACGGACGGACUGAGUCAUCCUUGGCCCGGCCGCGCGGCCCCGUCCCCGUCCUCCUCCUCCUCCUCCAUCCCGCCCUCCCCGCGCCGGCACCCGCCAUGGCCCCGACCCUGCUGCUGCUGGUGGGGCUGCUGGCCCCCCACGGCGCAGGCCUGUUCCCGGUGCGCCUGGCUGGGGGUCCCGGGCAGUGCGUGGGGCGCGUGGAGGUGCUGCACACCGGGCGCUGGGGCACCGUCUGCGACGACGACUGGGGGCUGCCGGACGCAGCCGUGGUCUGCCGGGAGCUGGGCUGUGGCACCGCGCUUGCCGCCCCCACGGGCGCCUGGUUUGGGGAGGGCUCCGGCCCCAUCUGGCUGAACGGGCUGCGGUGCCGCGGCAGCGAGGGGCGCCUGGCCCAGUGCCGACACCGGGGCUGGCGCAGCCACGUCUGCACCCAUGAGGAGGACGCCAGCGCCGUGUGUUCAGCUCACCCCUUCCUCUCCCUGGGCACCAUGGAACCCCCUGCGCCCUCCACCACCACUGCCAGCACCCCAGCACCUGGUGACACAGUGCCGCGGCUGGCUGGGGGUCCCAGACGCUGCACGGGGCACAAGGAGGACACCAGCGUGGCAUGCACAGGGACCCCCACGCUGCGGCUGGUAGGGGCUGAGGGUCACUGCGCGGGGCGCGUGGAGGUGCUGCAUGCCGGCCACUGGGGCUCCGUCUGCGAUGACGGCUGGGGGCUUGAGGACGCGGCCGUGGUCUGCCAGGAGCUGGGCUGCGGCGCUGCGCUGGCUGCACCCCGUGGGGCGUUUUUUGGCGAGGGCACUGGCCCCAUCUGGCUGGACAACGUGCGGUGCCAGGGGAACGAGUCAGCCUUGCUGCAGUGCCCGACUGCCCCAUGGGGCAUCACGGACUGCCAGCACCGGGAGGACGCGGCUGUCGUCUGUGCAGAUGAGCUGACCGCUGUGGACCCCAUGGAGCCCAGUCCCCACCAGCUGCCAACCAGCCCAGCUCGGGUGCCCCCCUCUGCCUUGCCACACGAGACCACCCGGCCCCACAUCCCCAGCUCUCCCCAGCCUGCCCCGAGCAGCCAGACUGUGGCCGGGAUGGGGCACAGGGCUCCAGCCCAGCUACGUCUGGCCGGGGGCCCCGGGCGCUGCGCGGGGCGUGUGGAGGUGCUGCACGCUGGGCGCUGGGGCACCGUCUGCGAUGACAGCUGGGGGCUGCCAGACGCAGCCGUGGUCUGCCGGGAGCUGGGCUGCGGGGUGGCACGUGAAGCCCCCCGCAGUGCCCACUUCGGCCCUGGCACCGGCCCCGUCUGGCUGGACGAGGUGAACUGCGAGGGGACGGAGCCCACGCUGCGGCGCUGCCCGGCUGAGCCCUGGGGCAGGCACAACUGCAACCACCAUGAGGAUGCUGCUGUCAUCUGCGCAGGGCCAGAGGACCUGCCAUCACCCAUGGGGACCUCCCGGUGGCCCCCAGGACUGGAUCGAGUUGGCACCAUCCCCAGCACUACCCGGCGCCACUUGGGACAGGAGCCAUCCAGCACUGUCCCCAGCAUCACCCAGCGCCCCCCAGGACAGGAUCGAGUCAGCACCACCCCAGCCAAAGCAGGGCGGGAUCCCAUUCGUAUCAUCAGGAUCACCCGACUCAAAGCAGAGCAGGAUCCAGCUGGCGUCAUCCAGAGCACAAAGCCCAAGGCAGGACCUGGUGCAGCUGGUACCACCAGGUCCAAGGUGGGACGGGAGCCUGGUGGCCCCACCAGGUCCAAAGCAGGAUGGGAUCCAGCUGGCACCAACAGGUCCAAGGCAGGACGGGAUCCAGUUGGCAUCCCCAAGCCCAAAGCAGGACAGGAUCUAGCUGGUACCAACAGGUCCAAGGCAGGACGGGAUCCAGUUGGCAUCACCAAGCCCAAAGCAGGACAGAAUCCAGCUGGCACCAACAGGUCUAAGGCAGGACGGGAUCCAGUUGGCAUCACCAAGGCCAAAGCAGGAUGGGAUCCAGCUGGCACCAACAGGUCCAAAGCAGGACGGGAUCCAGUUGGCAUCACCAAGCCCAAAGCAGGAUGGGAUCCAGCUGGCACCAACAGGUCCAAAGCAGGACGGGAUCCAGUUGCCAUCAACAAGGCCAAAGCAGGACAGAAUGUAGCUGGCACCAACAGGUCUAAGGCAGGACGGGAUCCAGUUGGCAUCCCCAAGCCCAAAGCAGGAUGGGAUCCAGCUGGCACCAACAGGUCUAAGGCAGGACGGGAUCCGGUUGGCAUCACCAAGCCCAAAGCAGGACAGAAAAUACCUGGGACCAACAGGUCCAAGGCACGACAGGAUCCAGCUGGCAUCACCAAGCCCAAAGCAGGACAGAAUAUAGCUGGCACCAACAGAUCCAAGGCAGGACAGGAUCCAGCUGAUAUCACCAAGGCCAAAGCAGGACAGGAUCCAGCUGGCACCAACAGGUCCAAGGCAGGACAGGACCCAGCUGACAUCACCAAGGCCAAAGCAGGGCAGGAUCUGUCUGGCACCAACAGGUCCAGGGCAGGACAGGAUCCAGCUGACAUCACCAAGGCCAAAGCAGGACAGGAUCCAGCUGGCACCAACAGGUCCAAGGCAGGACGCGAUCAGGUUGGUACCAUCCAUGUCACCCACCCCAAAGCAGAACAGGAUCCGCUCAGCACUGUGCAGAUCACCCAGCCCAAAGCUGAGCGGGUUGUGGUGGGGGGCAAACAGACCACCAUGAGCCCAUCACAUUGGGUUUCGGUGGGGACCACGCAAGGCAUCAAGCCCAAAGCAGGUUGGGAUCCGGUUGGUACCACCAGGAGCACCCAGACGCUGAUAGGACGGGAUCCUGUUAGUGCCACUCAAACCUAUGGGUGGCACCCACGGCCCAAAGCAGGGCAGGACUCAGCCCCCACCACGGUGCUCCCCAUGUGGAGGAACCACCACUUGGGAGAACCAGGUCCAGAAGAGACCAUAAGGAGCACUCAUCCUGCAGCAGCACUGGAUCUGGGUGGUACCAUGGGGAGCACACAUCCCACAGCAGAACUGGGUCCUGAAGGUCCCAUCAGCAUCACACAUCCUCCAGCAGGACUGGAUCCAGAAGGCAGCACACAGAGCACACAUCCUGAAGCAGAACUGGGCCUGGAUGAUACUGUAUGGAGCACACAUCCCACAGCAGAACCAGGGCAAGGUGGUACCACAUGGGAUCCACGUCCUUCAGCAAGACCAGGUCCUGAAGGUCCCAUGAGGAGCACAUGUCCUGUGGGUGCAGAACUGGGGGCAGAAGGUACCAUGAGAACACGCCCUGUGUUGGAACUGGAUCUGGACAGUACCCGAAUGGGUACUUCAGCAGAACCAGAUCCUAGCGGCAACAAACAUGCUUCAGCAGAACCAGGUCCAGAAAGUACCAUGUGGAGCACACAUCCAACAGCAGAACCAGGUCCAGAAGAUACCAUGAGAAUCACACAUCCCACAGCAGAAUCAUAUACAGAUGGUGCCAUGUGGAGCACACAUCCCACAGCAAGACCAGGUCCAGAAGGUACCAUGAUGAGCACACAUCUCACAGCAGAACCAGGUCCAGGAGGUACCAUGUGGAGCACAAAUCCCACAGUAGAACCAGGUCCAGAAAGUACCAUGAUGAGUACACAUCCCAUAGCAGAACCAGGUCUAGACGAUACCAUGAUGAGCACACAUCCUACAGCAGAACCAGAUACAGAUGGUGCCAUGUGGAGCAUGCAUCCAACAGCAAGACCAGGUCCAGAAUAUACCAUGACAAACACAUAUCCCACAGCAGAACCAAGUCCAGGAGGUACCAUGACGAACACACAUCCCACAGCAGAACCACGUCCAGGAGGUACCAUGAGAAGCACACAUCCCACAGCAGGACUGGAUCCAGAAGGCAACACACAGAGCAUAAGUCCUGCAGCAGAACUGGACCUGGUUGAUAUCAUAUGGAACACACAUCCCACAGCAGAACCACGUCCAGGAGGUACCACAUUGGGUGUUGAACUGGAUCCAGAAAGUACCAUGAGGAGCACACAUCCUACAGUUGAACUGGGUCCAGAUGGUACCAUGAGGAGCACACAUCCUACAGUUGAACUGGGUCCAGAUGGUACCAUGAGGAGCACACAUCCUACAGUUGAACUGGGUCCAGAAAGUACCAUGAGGAGCACACAUCCUACAGUUGAACUGGGUCCAGAAAGUACCAUGAGGAGCACACAUCCUACAGUUGAACUGGGUCCAGAUGGUACCAUGAGGAGCACACAUCCUACAGUUGAACUGGGUCCAGAAAGUACCAUGAGGAGCACACAUCCUACAGCUGAACUGGGUCCAGAAAGUACCAUGAGGAGCACACAUCCUACAGUUGAACUGGGUCCAGAUGGUACCAUGAGGAGCACACAUCCUACAGUUGAACUGGGUCCAGAUGGUACCAUGAGGAGCACACAUCCUACAGUUGAACUGGGUCCAGAAAGUACCAUGAGGAGCACAUAUCCUACAGUUGAACUGUAUCCAGAAAGUAUCAUAAGGAGCACACAUCCUCCAGAAGAGCUGGGUCCAGAAGGUACCAUGUGGAGCACACAUCCUCCAGAAGUGCUGGGUCCAGAAGGUACCAUGUGGAGCACACAUCCUCCAGAAGAACCAGGUCUACAUGGCACCUCGCAGAGUGCACAUUCUUCAGCAGAACUGGGCUUGGCUGAUACCUUACAGAGUGCCCGUCCCACAGCAGUUGUUCACACGUGGAGCACACACCCUUUAGCAGAACCAAAUCCAGAUGGGACCAUGAGGAGCUCACAUCCUGCAACAGCAUCAGGUCGAGACAGUACUACGUGGGGGACACGUUCUUCAGAUGAUUUUGAUCUCAAUGGAACAAUGAGGAGUGCACAUCCUUCAGCAGAACCAGGUCUAGAAGGCACCAUGGAGAGCACACGUCCCACAUCAGAACCAGGCCCAGAAGGUGCUGGCACAGGCUUGGGCCUCACUGGGGUCUCUGUGCCCCCCACCACAUCUCCAUCACCCCCCUCAUCUCUGCCCCCCUCCCUGUGGCCGGCCAGCCCCCCUGCCCUUGCAGUCCAACUGGGUCCGGACUCUGCCACUCGCUCCCAGCACCCCACAGAGCCCCCCAGCACCUGGGAGCCACCAGCACCCAUCCAGUACCCAGAGGAGACCCCCAGCACCCACGGACACCUAGAACCCACCCAGAGCCUCCCGGGGAACCCCAGCACCCAGGGACCCCCAGCACACACCCAGCACGCCGUGGAGACCCCCCCUGCCUGGAAGGAGCUUGUGCUCUCCCAGCACCCCCCUGCAGAGCCCCCCAGCUCCUGGAUGCCCCCAGCCCGCUUUACCCAGUCCCCACCAGGGACCCGCAGCCCCCAGAGCCCCCCAGCACUCACUGUGCUCCCCCCAGGUGCCACCAGCCCUUACAUGCUUGCUGCCCCCUUGGAGCACCCCAUGGAGCUCCCCAUCCCCCAGAGUCCCCCAGCAUCUCCUCAGCACUCCGUGAAGUUGCUUGGCACCCCAACCCCCCCAGCGCCCCCCAAGAACCUCACUAACACCCUCAGCUCCAAGAGCCCCUUGGCACCCUUCCAGUAUCCAAUGGAGCCCCCCAGCACCUGGACCCCCCCAGCACACACCCAGCACCCUAUGGGGAUUUUUGACACCCAGACCCACUCAGCACCCCCCCAGCAACACCCAGAGCCCCCCAGCACCCAGGGCCCCCCAGCACCCACCCAGCACCCUGUGGAGACCUUCAGCACCCAGGGACCACCAGCACCCCCCCAGCACUCCAUGAAGUUGCUCAUCACCCAGAGGACUCCCCCACCCUCCCAGCACCCUAUGGAGAUCUUUGGCACCCAGGGACCCCCAGCAUCCCCCCAGCACCCUAUGAAGAUCUUUGGCAUGAAGGGCUCACCAGCACCCCCUCAGCACACCAUGAACCCCCCCAGCACCCUGAGACCCACAGCACCCCCCCAACACCCUAUGGAGACCCUUGGCACCCAGGGACCCCCAAUCCCUCCCCAGCACCCUAUGGAGACCUUUGGCACCCAGGGCUCACCAGCACCCCCUCAGCACCCCGUGAAAGCCCCCAGCACCCUGACACCCCCAAUCCCUCCCCAGCACCCUAUGGAGACCCUUGGCACCCAGGGACCCCCAGCACCCCCCCAGCACCCUAUGGAGACCCUUGGCACCCAAACCCUCCCAGUACCCACAGAGCUCCUCCACACUGCCCCUGACAGCCCCCUGGACAGCCCCAUGCUGCUUGGGCCCCCAUGUGCAGGUCCAGCUCCACCAGCAGUGCCAACACCACCCUCGGUGGGGGGCCAGGGGGGUCCCUGCAUGGCCCCCCUGCUGCGGGUGCUGCUGUGGGAGGUGCGGGGGCUGCGGGGGCAGCUACGGGCCCUGGCCCGUGCCCAGCGGCGGGGGGCUCAGCGCCUGGAGGCUGUUGCCCGCCGACUGGGCCGGCUGUCUGCCCUCAGCCAGCAACUCCUGGGCCCCCCCCCCCCGGCUCUAUGGGGCAGUGGGCACCCGGGGCGGUCUUUGUAGGGGCUGCAAGUGAAAUAAAGCCGGGCCAGUUCCCCAAA